Messenger RNA from Phoenix dactylifera (date palm), 927 nucleotides. NCBI's taxonomy places the organism in Eukaryota, Viridiplantae, Streptophyta, Magnoliopsida, Arecales, Arecaceae. The record is from RefSeq and is a predicted model, not a curated record.
UCAACGAAGCUCCCCGCUCUGGGGAACGCGGAAACGGUGGUGUUUAUAUAUUCGAGUGGGCGGAUCGUUCUGCAUUGGCCUUCGUUGUUUCACGUAGCUAAGCCGAAGAAGAAGAUGGUUCAGAACACCGACGAGCGUCAAGCCUUCUGCGGCACCUCGAUCGGCCUCGCUUUCCUCACCACCAACACCGUCCUCUCCGCCUACCGAGCCCGGCAUGACCCGUGGACCGUCGCAUUCGUGCUCUUCGCCUACCUCGACCUCUUGGCCCUUUUCGGCUGCCUCCGGGCCUACGAGAAGCAGCGCGCGGAGCCUCUCGGCACGGUCGAGAUGAACACGAGUCUAAAGGUUGCAAUUUGGGUGCUCGCCAACGCUCUUAAUGUGGCAUUCGCUUACCGUGUCGCUCAGAUGAUGCCUCUGGCUUUGUACGCCGUCGUCUGGGGUAUGUCUGGAUUCACCCUUCUGGUUACCUUCUAUGGGCUAUUCCUGUGUCCUGAACCGGAGAACCUGAAGAACAAUGACACCGAGGAGGUUCUUUUCUCGGAGUUUUCCCCUGAAACGAAGGUGUAGGCUUCCUUUCAUUUGAAGGAUCGCAAGUUCUAUGAUUCAAGCUUUAGCACUGUGGUUAGUCUCCGCCGAGCAUUGGCCCGAUCGUGGGCCAAAAUGUAGUUAGGCUAUGUUUUUUCAGCUUUAAGCUAAACUUGUACAUCCUUGGAUGGAAGCCCAACCUAAAACUAGCCUGACAGGCGUCAGGUCAUCCCAGACCCAUUUCCAGCUCUCUCUCUUUCUCUCUCUCUCUCUAUAUAUAUAUGAAUCAUUGUUAUUCCAAGGCAAAGAUUCAAUCAGUUGGCCAGCAUCAAGGAACUAUUGGUAGCGGCAUGUGGUUAAAUCGAAAUAAGGAAUAUCAAUUUUGAUAAUUUUGUUAUCCAA